UCGAAAAAAACCAUGUCUGCUUGCUUAGGGCUUCUUCCUCCCCGGCCCCCAGGGCUUUUGAUGCCUGCUACUGCUUGUUGAGGAGCUCGAGGGGCCUCCGGCUAGUCGUGCCUUCAGCCAUCGCUUCUCCGAACUCGGUGCUUAGCGAGGAGGCCUUUAAGGGGCUCGGCGGAUUCAAGGGCUCUUCUUCUCUAGACGAAAACGAAGAUGAAGAGUAUCAGUUUGGAGAGGAUAUGUCGGAAGGGGAUAAGGACGAGCUCGAUGUUUCCAAGCUAGGCUUGCCGGAACAGCUUGUCGAUAUUCUUCAGAAACGAGGGAUUACGCACCUCUUUCCCAUUCAGAGGGCUGUGUUGCUACCUGCUUUGGAAGGAAGGGACAUUAUUGCCCGGGCCAAAACAGGUACAGGGAAAACUUUGGCUUUUGGUAUUCCUGUCAUAAAGAAGCUAACUGAAGAUGACAAAGGCAUACGAAG
Messenger RNA from Phalaenopsis equestris, 472 nucleotides. RefSeq names its product DEAD-box ATP-dependent RNA helicase 3-like. Gene Ontology annotation, molecular function: ATP binding; nucleic acid binding. The transcript is spliced from 2 exons. The record is from RefSeq and is a predicted model, not a curated record. The annotation marks the transcript as partial. NCBI's taxonomy places the organism in Eukaryota, Viridiplantae, Streptophyta, Magnoliopsida, Asparagales, Orchidaceae.